Messenger RNA from Rhizoctonia solani, 1647 nucleotides. RefSeq names its product cytochrome P450 family protein. Gene Ontology annotation, molecular function: iron ion binding; oxidoreductase activity, acting on paired donors, with incorporation or reduction of molecular oxygen; heme binding. The coding region runs from base 1 to 1647 and encodes 548 amino acids. The record is from RefSeq and is a predicted model, not a curated record. Lineage: Eukaryota; Fungi; Basidiomycota; Agaricomycetes; Cantharellales; Ceratobasidiaceae. The transcript has 16 exons.
AUGGCCAACUCGUCCCUUAUUCCUCUCGACACUCUGACCGAAUACGCUACAUUCAAGAACCUUCUAUAUAUCUCUGGGGGAAUUAUUCUGUUCAAGAUUGCGGAGGGUGCUUACUAUCCUAUUCGCAAACUCUUUUCCCCUCUACGUGAACUACCUGGCCCAUCCAACGAGAGCGUUAUUUUUGGUAACCUCAAACGAGUAUUUGCGGCCCCAAAUUCGGUUAUACAUGAAGGAUGGCUUAAGGAAUAUGGGUCAACCCUAGCAUAUCGAGGCUUCUUGUCUUCCUAUAGAUUAUUCACAGUGGAUCCCCGUGCUCUUUCAUACAUUAUGUCGCAACCAGGUUCCUUCCCGAAGCCCGAGAAUGUUAGGCGCAGCCUUGCCGACGUACUAGGUGAAGGUCUACUCUUUGCUGAAGGAGAGACACAUAAACGCCAGCGCCGCAUAAUGAAUCCAUCUUUCGGCCCUGUCCAAGUUCGUGAACUAGUGCCAAUUUUCUGGCAAAAAUCCAACAAGCUAAGGGAUGCAUGGGUAAACCUAAUCAAAUCCGGCCCCGAGGAGCACACCAUAAUAGACGUGCUAUCUUGGCUCAGUCGCGCCACGUUGGACAUCAUUGGUGUCGCUGGUUUUGACUAUGAAUUCGGUGCCUUGGAUGGUAAUGACGAAGAUGAACUUUCCAAAGCGUUCAAUAAAGCAUUCGAGUCUGGACAACAUUUCAAUACACUUGCUAUUCUACGAGCAUUUGUCCCGAUAUUCCGUUUUAUUCCAGAUGAACUCAGCCGGGGGCGUGCUGCCAGUAUGGAAACAAUGCGCCGGAUUGGGAUGAGGUUGAUCUCCGAGAAGAAAGAUGCCCUUGAGCACGACUUGAAAACCGGUUCAACCUCACAUGGUCGGGACUUACUCACACUUCUGAUCAAGUCUAAUAUGGCCCAUGAGAACGUGUCGUAUAGGAUGUCAGACGAUGAGGUUUUAGGCCAAAUAUCAACAUUUAUUACUGCUGGCCACGAGACCACCAGUACAUCAACAACAUGGGCCUUGUAUGUACUAACAAAGCAUCCCGAGGUGCAGCGCAAAUUGCGCCAAGAACUGCUUGAAUCCCGCCUCGGAGAAGAGCCAAGUAUGAAUGAAUUAGACAAGCUACCGUACCUCGACAACUUCGUAAGGGAGUGUCUACGCGUGCAUCCUGCGGUCCCUUCAACUGUCCGUGAAGCGGCCCAUGAGGUGAAUAUACCGCUUUCCAAGAGCUUCAAGGACCGUAAUGGUGUGGAGCGGACCUAUAUAACCAUGCAAAAGGGUGAUGCUGUUUUUAUCCCGAUUUUGGCUAUGAACCGCCUGAAGGAAAUUUGGGGAGACGAUUCUCAUGAGCCUGAAAGAUGGGAUAAUUUGCCCGAAAAUGCAAAAUUGAUGCCCGGUGUGUGGGGACAUCUCAUGACAUUUAUACACGGAAACCGCUCUUGCAUUGGGUAUAGGUUUGCCGUAAUCGAGAUGAAAGCCCUUCUUUACUCACUAGUCCGAGCUGUUGAGUUUAAUAUUGAUCCCAAUAUCGAAAUAGAAGCCAAGUCAUCGAUCGUUACCCGUCCAAGGGUUGUAUCCCAGCCCGAGAAAGGAAACCAACUCCCCCUCAUUUGCAAGGUCGUAGCCACCAUCUAA